CCAAUGAGGAGUCUCGAAAUACUGUGCCGUGCAGUGUCAUGGCGGACAGACUGGUCAUAUCAACGUCAAAGUUUCACUUAAAACUGAAAAUCUAAAGAUCGCUACAUUUUGUAACAUACCUGCAAACGUUUCUGCUCUCGAACACCAUAGAUUUGAUCCCCCAGUACUCUGAUCCCUGAGAGAGAGAUCUCCCCAGAGGAGGAGUGAUGGAGAAGCCUGCCCUCCAGACGCAGCCGUCCACGCUGCCUUUCUUCGACUCGGCCCACGCCUUCAACCUGCUGCGGGGCAUCCACGAGCUCCGCGCCGAGCGCAAGUUCUUCGACGUCACGCUGUGUGCCGAGGGCCGGGAGUUCCACUGCCACCGCACCGUGCUGGCGGCGGCCAGCACCUACUUCCGGGCCAUGUUCGCCGGCACGCUGAGGGAGAGCGCCAUGGACCGGGUGAUCCUACACGAGGUGUCGGCCGAACUGCUGGGCCUGCUGGUGGACUUCUGUUACACGGGCCGGGUCACGGUCACCCAGGACAACGUGGACCUGCUGCUGAAGACGGCCGACCUGUUCCAGUUCCCCUCGGUCAAGGAGGCGUGCUGCGCCUUCCUGGAGCAGAGGCUGGACGUGUCCAACUGCCUGGAGAUCCAGGACUUUGCCGAGGCCUACGCCUGCCGCGACCUGGCGGCGAGCGCCCGCCGUUACGUCCUGAAGAACAUCGUGGACCUGGCCAAAGGGCGGGACUUUGAGCGCCUGCCGUGGAAGCGGCUGCUGGAGUUCAUUUCGGACGACGGGCUGUGCGUGGACAAGGAGGAGACGGCCUAUCAGAUUGCGGUGCGCUGGGUGAAGGCCGACCCCAAGCGCCGGCUGCACUACUGGCCUGAGCUGCUGCAGCAGGUCCGGCUGCCCUUCGUCCGCAGGUUCUACCUGCUUGCUCACGUGGAGAGCGACCCGCUCGUCUACCUGUCCCCCCCCUGCCUGCGCAUGGUCAGCGAGGCCCGCAGCUUCCAGUCCUGCGAGUACGACCGCCACGACCGGCCCUGCCAGCGCAUGCGGCCGCGGCCCUCCACGGGCCUGGCGGAGAUCCUGGUGGUGGUGGGGGGUUGUGACCAGGACUGCGACGAGCUGGUCACCGUGGACUGUUACAACCCUCAGACCGGACAGUGGCGCUACCUGGCUGAGUUCCCAGAUCACCUGGGAGGAGGCUACAGCAUAGCGGCGCUAGGCAACGACAUGUAUGUCACAGGUGGUUCGGACGGCUCGCGCCUCUACGACGGCGUGUGGCGCUACAACUCGAGCGUGAACGAGUGGACGGAGGUGUCCCCCAUGCUGAAGCCGCGGGAGUACCACAGCUCGUGUGUCCUGAAGGGCCAGCUGUACGUGGUGGCGUCCGACAGCACGGAGCGCUACGACCAUGCCCUGGACUGCUGGGAGGCCCUGGCGCCCAUGCUGCACCCCAUGGACAACUGUUCCACCACUACCUGCAGGGGGCGCCUGUACGCCAUCGGCUCCAUGACCGGGGAGGAAACCAUGGCCAUCCAGGGCUACGACGCUGACACCAACCGCUGGUCCCUGGUCAGCUGUGGCCAGCUGCCCCCCUGGUCUUUUGCCCCUAAAACCGUGACCCUGAACGGCCUCAUCUACUUUGUCCGAGAUGACUCGGCAGAAGUGGAUGUUUACAACCCUCAGAAGAACGAAUGGGACAAGAUCAGUCCCAUGACCCAGGUCCAUGUGGGGGGGAGCGUCGCUGCCCUGGGGGGCCGCCUGUUUGUGUCUGGUGGCUACGACAACACGUUCGAGCUGUCGGACGUGGUGGAGGCGUUCGACCCCACGACGCGCACCUGGACCCCGGCGGGCCGCCUGCCCCAGCCCACCUUCUGGCACGGCAGCGUCAGCAUCUUCCGCCAGUUCAUGCCCUCGGUGCCCAGCGCCUUCGACCCCAUCGACGUGCCGGAGGCCGACGCCAUCCACCUCCACAGGCACCAUCGCCAUCAGGCGCUACUAAAUCACAACAACAAUCUCAACCAGCAGCAAGAUGUCAACGCAGCCCACUGAGGGACAGAGGCACCACCUUGGUUUCGAACCCUCACACCUAUUCCACAUACCAACAAGUAAGCAGAGCCUUGUGAGGAAAACGACACCCUUGGACUUGAAGCAGAGAGGUCUGAACAGCAGCGCCCAGCAAAGAAGCGUCCGACAGGCCGUUCCUACUUCAGAGGGGGAAAUCCCGAACGAUCCCCGCCCGCAGUCCAAUCGGAUUGGUUCUUGGUUUGUGUCUCGCUUUGUUUACUUGUACUCCAAAUAUGGGGAAUGGAUGUUUACUGGGUGUCGAGUGCGGUAGGUUUACUGUGAAUACGCACACCGUGUCAGGAUACUGAAGCUAGGCGGUGGGAGGAGCACAGUGACAUUGUGAAGGGUCAGGAUCUAUUUUGUGUGAGUUCCACGUAGUUGACUCUGCCUGACAGGCUGUCAUUGAUCAUGAUGAUUCAUCUCAAUGACUGGGUAUGUUACAGUCUAUGUUGUAGACUGGCUGGGUAACUCAUUACCGGGUUAGCCCUACAUACCCAUUUACGGACUUCUGCAUGGCAGUAUAGUGGUUUUGGAUAGAUUGUAUACUAUGUAAUCAACUGGGUUUGGUCUUGCAACCUACUUGUCAGCUGUAGAGUGAGAAACAACUAAAUCAAUAGCUUAGUCCCCCUUACAUUCCAAAAGCAAAUACAAAACUUAUGUUUGUCGAGCACUAACCAAAUAGACAACUUGGGUUGACAUUGAGGAUUAUCAUCCAUUUUGCAGAUACAAUGAGAGAACAUUGAUUGAUGAAUCUACUAACAGAAGAUCUGGGAGGCUGUUCACUAUCUCCCAGUAUGUGCUGUUCAUGGAGACCUGGCAGCAGUAGGGUUAGCAUUACUAACUUAGUAAACACCUAUCUAGUUUGCAUGAAGUACUGGUUACCUUUGGUUAAGGUAAUGUUUCCUAUAUCUGGAGAUUUUGCAUUUAUUUAUGAAAGUGAAUUUAUGUUAUGUUGUGUAAAUUAGAUAAUGUUACUGUUUGGCCGUUGCAUCACAGCACAGGUACAUAUUGCUGUAAUGAAAACUGGAAUUACUAACAUUCUCAAUUUCCUCUUGUGUAACAUUGCAUUGAAAUUAUAAUGGUACUUUCAAGUAUGGCGUGUAAUUUUUUUUUCUUUGUU
Osmerus eperlanus (European smelt) is the source of this 3177-nucleotide messenger RNA. RefSeq names its product kelch-like family member 21 (gene klhl21). Lineage: Eukaryota; Metazoa; Chordata; Actinopteri; Osmeriformes; Osmeridae. The transcript is spliced from 5 exons. Gene Ontology annotation, biological process: protein ubiquitination. Gene Ontology annotation, molecular function: protein binding. Bases 207 to 2042 code for a protein of 611 amino acids. The record is from RefSeq and is a predicted model, not a curated record.